AUGUCUGAUAGGCAACAAGAGUUGACCCAUAGGGGAGGAAUGGGUCGCCCCCUGACGCCCGGCACUCGGGCUCCAUUAAGGCGUGGAUUAUCACAAGAGGUUAAUCUAAUGGACUUAUCUAUGGAUGAACUCUCACAACUAUAUCCGGUAACCCCAGUGGACAAUACGGGAGUCAUAGCAUUCACACCACUUACUGCGCCCGAUGUGGACAAACCAAUGGAGGCGUCGACUCAAGUAAAUCCCAUUAGUUCUCAACCCGAAUACCACAUAACACCGGCUCCGAUGCGACCCAACAGAGACCCGACAAGUUUGGCGACGGGUGGCGCCCCUUACGGAAGCCCUAUACCCAGCACUUCACCCAAAUAUCGUCUCAAAAAGGCGUUCAAGUUAUUACCCGUAGGCCUAGAGCCUGAAGGCAAGAUUGGCAGCACAUCCGCCGAAGUCUAUUUGCCCAGUCGUGAAGAGAUGGGCGCUCCGGGAGGGUCUUCCUUAGGGCACAACGAAGUGCGGGACAAAACCCUUAGAGAUUUACAAACGCUGAGAGGGAAGGGCUUUGAUAUACAACUCGAUAAAAAUGGUGUAUUGGGAGAAGGUGGCUACGGCACCGUUUACAAAGGUGUUUACACUGAGCAUAUUGGCGAACUGAGCGGCCGUUCCGGCACUCGCAUAGGACAAGUAAAGCCCGGCCAGCGAUUUGCCGCCAAAUACGUGCAGUUUGUGUCGACAACUGUCCCAAUGUUUCGUCUCUAUCACGAGACAGAGAGACAGCUAUUGAAAGCACUCAAACAUCAAAAUAUUGUAACGUUUAAAAUGGCCAUCAAUUUGGGUAAAAAACGGUAUUUGAUUAACAAUAUUGACCGAAAUGUGCGGCCAAUCGUCUCGUAUGACCGCAUGUUUUUGGUGAUGGAGUGCGCGGAGUGUAGUCUUUACAAGUUUGGCACAGAUCGCAGACUCACCGAUCGGUUGGCCAUCAAAUUUGCACAGGAUUUGUGCUCAGGCCUAAUCUACAUGCAUGACAACGGUGUGAUUCACCAGGAUAUACACGCGGGCAACGCUCUGGUGUUUUGCGUUGGCCUUAAAGCCGAUGAUUUUGUGGCCAAAUGGACAGACUUCGGGACCGGUGUAUCGGUUGAUCUCUUUAAACGCUGGGCCGUUACUAUUGGUCGAAAUGAGUUCAAUCACAUCAAAGUGGAUGAUAUCAAUUGUAUGGUCGGUGUCAUCAAAUUCAUGGUCUCGUCGGCCAAAGAUGCCGGACAUAGUGUCCCACAUGUGUUGACACAAUUGGCCGAAGAUAUCGCCCGAUCGGGAAAAUCAUUGGCCGAAUGUCUUAAAGAUUUUCAGAAACAUUUUUAA
This is a messenger RNA of Medioppia subpectinata, 1353 nucleotides long. NCBI's taxonomy places the organism in Eukaryota, Metazoa, Arthropoda, Arachnida, Sarcoptiformes, Oppiidae. The record is from the annotation of a GenBank genome assembly.